Messenger RNA from Cicer arietinum (chickpea), 1428 nucleotides. RefSeq names its product UDP-arabinopyranose mutase 3-like. Gene Ontology annotation, biological process: UDP-L-arabinose metabolic process; plant-type cell wall organization or biogenesis. The record is from RefSeq and is a predicted model, not a curated record. Gene Ontology annotation, cellular component: cytosol; Golgi apparatus. Gene Ontology annotation, molecular function: UDP-arabinopyranose mutase activity. Lineage: Eukaryota; Viridiplantae; Streptophyta; Magnoliopsida; Fabales; Fabaceae.
CCUCCCAACACAAACACAAACACACAUUCCAUUCCAUCCUCGUCCAACCCGAGGAGGAACAACAACAAACCUUGUCUUUCUCUCUCUCUCUCUCUAACCAUGUCAUCAUCAACACCAAUUCUGAAAGAUGAACUCGACAUCGUGAUUCCAACAAUAAGGAACCUUGAUUUCUUGGAAAUGUGGAGACCAUUCUUCCAACCAUACCAUCUAAUCAUCAUACAGGAUGGUGACCCUUCUAAGGUCAUUAAGGUUCCUGAAGGAUUUGACUAUGAGCUUUAUAACCGUAAUGAUAUUAACCGCAUUUUGGGUCCUAAGGCUUCUUGUAUUUCUUUCAAAGACUCUGCUUGUCGUUGCUUUGGUUUCGUUGUCUCAAAAAAGAAGUACAUCUUUACCAUUGAUGAUGAUUGCUUUGUUGCAAAAGAUCCAUCUGGCAAAGAAAUUGAUGCCCUGCAGCAACACAUUCAGAACCUGCUGACUCCAUCAACCCCAUUUUUCUUCAACACUCUCUAUGAUCCAUAUAGAGAAGGUACAGAUUUUGUCCGUGGAUAUCCAUUCAGUCUUCGUGAAGGUGUCCCAACUGCUGUUUCUCAUGGCCUAUGGCUCAACAUUCCUGAUUAUGAUGCUCCAACUCAGCUUGUCAAGCCUCUCGAAAGAAACACUAGGUAUGUGGAUGCUGUUUUGACAAUACCAAAGGGAACCCUGUUUCCCAUGUGUGGUAUGAAUUUGGCAUUCAACCGUGAAUUGAUUGGUCCUGCAUUGUACUUUGGACUCAUGGGUGAAGGCCAACCUAUUGGUCGCUACGACGAUAUGUGGGCUGGCUGGUGCGUGAAGGUGAUAAGUGACCAUUUGGGAUUGGGAGUGAAAACAGGUUUGCCUUACAUCUGGCACAGCAAAGCAAGCAACCCAUUUGUCAACCUCAAGAAAGAGUACAAAGGAAUUUACUGGCAGGAAGAACUGAUCCCAUUUUUCCAAUCUGUUUCUCUUCCAAAGGACUGCACAACUGCUCAGAAAUGCUACAUUGAACUGUCAAGGCAAGUUAAGGCAAAACUUGGAUCGAUUGAUGAGUACUUCAACAAGCUUGCAGAUGCUAUGGUCACUUGGAUUGAAGUUUGGGAUGAGUAUAACCCAUCUGCUGAGGAAAAACCUGUUGCAUUGCCUAAUGGUUCCGCAAAGUAGAUUCUUGAUCUUUGAGGAAUGACUUUUUAUGCAUGUGGCUAUACUUCUCAAUUUACUUUUUUCCAUUUUUUCUUUUCUUAGACCAAUAAUAAAGUUUGAGUGGAUCUUAUGUAGCUUAUGAUUAGACUACGUUAUGUUUCAAAAUUUUAUAGUGAGAUUAUUGCUUUUGGGAAUAUUGUUUUGCCAGAACUGAGGUUUUUACCUUGAUUGUUAUUUUCGUUGCAAGUAAUAAAAUCGGUUAGGUGCCAAAUA